AUGGAUGAACGUUGCAAGUCGUUCAACUUCAACGACUGCAACAAAAAGUGCGAGUUGAACUUUGCCACAAGACGAGAGCAUCCCAAAGACUUCAAUGCAACUCAAGGGAGUGUGUACUUUGAUGCAGAUGAGGACACACCUCUCUACUCACUGGAUGAUAGCUCCUUUAGUUACUACCAAAGUUGCAAAAGGUUCUUAGAUGCCGGUUAUCGUUCAAGCGGUAUCUACACAAUCUACCCAGAGGGGUUCGGUAAUUGCGGUCUUCGCGUCUACUGUGACAUGGAAACUGACGGCGGGGGAUGGAUCGUGUUUCAAAGGCGACAAGAUGGCAGCGUAGACUUCUGGCGUAACUGGACCGAGUACCAGUCUGGCUUUGGCGAUCUGCCCAGUGAGUUCUGGUUGGGCAACGACAACUUGGUGACUCUGACAUCUGAUGAUUCACAAGGAACAUGGGAGCUGCGAGUUGAUUUAGGGGACUGGGAGAACAAAACAGUUUGGGCAAAGUACACCGAUUUCAAACUAUCUCCUGGUGAGUACCGUCUGAAUUAUGACUUUUACGAUAUAAGCAGCACCGCUGGCGACUCUCUUGCCGAGAGCAAGGGUUUUCCCUUUACUACAAAGGACAAGGACAAUGAUGUCUAUGACAGAAAUUGUGCUUAUAUCCACAAAGGAGCCUGGUGGUUUGCGAAGUCUGUCAUUGCUGGGCUUCGAUGUAACUCCUUUGCAGCACAGCAAUAUGCAUUUUAUAACGCGGAAAAUCGCGCCCUGGAACGCUUCGUCUAUGUGGACAAAUCUGUGCGAUCUCCCGUCAUCUGCGGACGAGAAUGCAGCAUGGAUGACCGCUGCAAGUCGUUCAACUACAACGACUGCAGCGAAAAGUGCGAGUUGAACCUUGCCACAAGACGAGAGCAUCCCGAAGACUUCAAUGCAACUCAAGGGAGUGUGUACUUUGAUGCAGAUGAGGACACACCUCUCUACUCGCUGGCUGAUCACUCCUUUAGUUACUACCAAAGUUGCAAAAGGCUCUUAGAUGCCGGUUAUCGUUCAAGCGGUAUCUACACAAUCUACCCAGAGGGAUUCGGCAAUGGCGGUCUUCGCGUCUACUGUGACAUGGAAACUGACGGCGGGGGAUGGAUCGUGUUUCAGAGGCGACAAGAUGGCAGCGUGGACUUCUGGCGUAACUGGGACGAGUACCAAUCUGGCUUUGGCAAUAUGUCCGGUGAGUUCUGGUUGGGCAACGACAACUUGGUGACUCUGACGUCUGAUAAUUCACAAGGAACAUGGGAGCUACGAGUUGAUUUAGGGGACUGGGAGGACAACACAGUUUGGGCAAAGUACACCGAUUUCAAACUAUCUCCUGGUGAGUAUCGUCUGAAUUAUGACUUUUACGAUAUAAGCAGCACCGCUGGUGACUCUAUGCGGAUCAGCAAGGGUUUGCCCUUUUCAACAAAAGACAAGGACAAUGAUAUCUGGGAAAGGAAUUGUGCAGAUAUCCACAAAGGAGCCUGGUGGUUUAAUGCGUGUAUGUCCUGUCACUUGAAUGGUAUAUAUUACCCAGAGCAGAUACCUGGUAAUGACUGGGGAAUUUAUUGGUAUCGUUGGAAAUAUACUACUGAGUACUCCUUGAAAAAAUGCAGCAUGAAAAUACGUGAAAUAUGAAUAAAGAGAUAUUGCCCUUCAAAUUAUA
This is a messenger RNA of Patiria miniata (bat star), 1687 nucleotides long. RefSeq lists its product as uncharacterized. The transcript has 2 exons. The record is from RefSeq and is a predicted model, not a curated record. Bases 1 to 1659 code for a protein of 552 amino acids. NCBI's taxonomy places the organism in Eukaryota, Metazoa, Echinodermata, Asteroidea, Valvatida, Asterinidae.